AUGUACUUUCUCGGCAACCAGAUGUACCAUGGAUCAAGUCCUGUCACGGCUAUGUUAAUAUCAGAUGCCUUUCACACUCUCAUAGACUUUCUAGGGAAUUCCAGAAAUAAUGUCCUUGGUGGUCACAAUGUAAAGACCUGUGACAGUCAUAUAUCAGUAAAUGCACUCCGUUCAUAUGGAAAAGUCCCAGAUUUUAGUCAUGUUUGUUUAGGCUUCCUUGACACAAUGGCUCCAUUCAGUAAAUCACAUUCACAUCUGGAGCCUUAUUCCCAGGAAGCACUUGUGAAAAAUAUAUUGAAUACUUAUAAAGCACAUGAUGCUAAAGAAGAUGUUUCAGUUCUCCAAAAGCUUGUAAGCAGUUUGAAGUCGAGUGAUUCUGAUAAAUUAUUUGCUUCAUUUCCGCUAUCAUACACGGUUCAGAUGCACAGUUACUUACAGAUGGUGUCAUCUAAACUUGCCGACACUCGAAAAACUGACAGCCAGCAAAAAACUGUUUGA
Mercenaria mercenaria is the source of this 498-nucleotide messenger RNA. RefSeq lists its product as uncharacterized. The transcript has a single exon. Lineage: Eukaryota; Metazoa; Mollusca; Bivalvia; Venerida; Veneridae. Gene Ontology annotation, molecular function: nucleic acid binding. Bases 1 to 498 code for a protein of 165 amino acids. The record is from RefSeq and is a predicted model, not a curated record.